Messenger RNA from Solanum tuberosum (potato), 4146 nucleotides. RefSeq lists its product as uncharacterized. NCBI's taxonomy places the organism in Eukaryota, Viridiplantae, Streptophyta, Magnoliopsida, Solanales, Solanaceae. The transcript is spliced from 4 exons. The record is from RefSeq and is a predicted model, not a curated record. The coding region runs from base 153 to 3782 and encodes 1209 amino acids.
UAUGUAAAUAAGAAUAAGAAUUAUCUCACAUUAUACUAUAUACUACAAAGAAACAUCAAAGAAAAUUCAGCAAGGUGCUACUAGAGGAGUGUGAUUUAGUGUUUGAGUUGUGUUUUACUACUCGAUUUGUACUUGAUUGCUUUCGUCUCGAGAUGAAAAAAAAAGCUUUAGCUUUAGCUGAUUCUGGAGUUAUGCCAGUUUCCGGGAACAAAGAGCCUGGAGUUCUUGCCCGGCAGUCUAAUAACUCUUCGUGUCUUCUUCCUUAUAAGAAGAGGUGGUACUCUUUGCUCUAUCCUCGUGCACCUAUCCAUCCUGAACGUUCUUUUUCUAAUGAAAAUAAAUCCAAGACCAAAGAUUCUGGCUUGGGACAAAGAUCAACCUUGAAUUCUUGUGAUAGUACAGGUAAAUCUGAUGCUACCAAUAAGUAUCUUCUAGAGGUAAAAGAAGAAAGGCCUUUGGGUGUGAAAGUUGACUCUCAGCCUACUAUGCUACCAUUUUUAUCUGUUUCCACGGAAACGAAUCCUUAUACUAGUUCUGGUCCUUCAAGAAAUGUUGACGAUCUAGUGAAACCAGCAUUGGCCGUAAAAUUAGCUGGCCAGGAAGCUAUAGGUACAACAAAAGUUUCUGUCAAGAAAAAAGUCACUGUCAAACAAGGGGAAAGCCACAGUAAACUUGAACUUCCUGCCCAUUCAGGGCACGUUGAACUGUCAUUAGGCCCAAAGAAACCUCAUGUUUCUUCUUUGGUUGAUCCAGAUACUAAGGAGAGUUGUCUGAUGAGUGGAACUGUAAAUCCUUCAAUGCUUUCUCUUUCCUUGAAUAAACGGAAAGACAUUUCCAAGGAAGGAAGUUGCAAGAAUGGAUUGAAUAGCAAGGAUACUGAUGAUACUGCACACACUGAUAGAUCUAACUGGGAUCUGAAUACUCCCAUGGAUUCAUGGGAGGGUUCUGGUGAUGUUGUUCCUGUUCAUGAUACAAGUCAAAUCGAUCUGUUAGGUAAGACAUCUAGUUCACUAGACAGAAAGCCGCCUAUUAGUUCUGCUUUUGUUAUUGGUUCUGAUGGUGAUGGGAAGCAAGUUGUUGGAGCUAGUGAGCAGGAAUUUAAUUUUCCUAUUUCAUCAAUACAUCCUAGCCUACGACACAAGUCUGCAGAUGUGCUUCGUCUUAGUCUUGGUAGUACUUUACGAGGGUUUGAUUCCUCAGCACUGCAGUCAUUGUAUAAAGUAGACUCCAGCAGGGUUAGUCCAAACUCAAGUUUGCUGAAAAAUUUAGCAUUGGAUAGAAACAUGAAUCCCCAUACUUGUAAAACUGUUAAGUCAGAACCUGUUGUAGAAGCCUUAGUACAAACUAAUGCUGGAACUGCGGUUCGUACAGCUGGAACAUUCGAGGCUAAUGUUGUAAAAACUGAGGUUGUGAGGAAGAAUCUGCAGUCUAUUGAGUUAUCAACUAAGGGCCCUCCGGAAUUACUUGAGCAAAAACCAAUGAAAUGUGAACCACUCCAGGAAAUAUCCAUGACAUCAGAUGUGAUUGCGCCCCAAUCAGUUGGAAGGGUUUUGCAGCUUCAGGAGAGUUCUUCUUCUUCUUCUACACUGCCAAUGCCUUUGACCCCUCAACAGGGAUGCACUUCUAGAUUGUCUACUUGUUCAGAUUUGUCUGUGAGUGGUGGGGACUUGUCCACUCCAUCUGAGUACUCUGUUCAUACUAAUGAACCUAAUAGGAGUAAAAAUGCUCUAGAUCAGGCAAAUGAUGAUAUUGCUGCUCAAAAUGCAGACUUUGACCUCAAAGAACUAAAUGUAUGCAGUGUUAAGGUGGAGGCAUCUGUUUCCGGGAGCAUGAAUAUUGAAGAUCACACGGUAUACAAAAAGACACAAGACACACACAAUUUGGUUGCAAGUGGUGAGGGAUUGGCAAAUGAUGGGGAAAAGAUAAGUAUAUCAGCUUGUACAGAAGAAGAAUGUUAUGGUUCUGAUUAUGAAUCUGAUGGUCAUCAGGCUUUUGCGGGACAUGUUGACACUGAGAGUGUGGGGUGUGUCAGAGAGGAUGAUGAAUAUGAAGACGGCGAGGUCCGAGAACCAAUGAUGCAGUUGAUUGUAGAAGACCCAAUUGCUGAGGGGAUGGAUUCAGGAAAAAAUAAAAAUGAUCAUAAAGGCAUUAAUCUGGGAGGUCCAUUAUUAGAUAAAGAUGAAACAACCAGAGAUGAUGAGCAGAGGCCUGUUAGAGCUAUUUACCAAGGAUCAGUUGAUCAAUCAGGAAUAGCAGAUGUGCAGGAGGGAUGUGAAAAGGAUGUCUUAUGUGUCAGACCAUCUGCUGGGAGCAGAGGAGCUGUCAGGAAUGUUUGUGAGGCUAAUGAUGAGUAUAUUGGAAGAUCUGAUAUGUCAGCAACAGCCCUUUCAUCUUUGCAAAAUGCUGAAACACCUGUUAAUACUACCUGUAGUAAAGAUUUGUCAAAUUUUGGAAGCAAGAGCCGGAUCAUCAGUUUACCCCGUGCAUCCAAUGUGACAUCUUCUAGUGAUUUCAGACCUGUAAUGGGCAGGUCGUUGUCUUCAAGAAGUGGAAGAGAGAGGUAUUCUUAUGCGGAGGAGGAGAAAUUCCAUCUACGAAGGAAUAGAGAUGAAAUCUAUGGUCAUGGUUCUAAAUUUGUGCUAGAUAGGUCUCCAGACCGUUCAUUUGAUAGCUCAAGGGGGAACUUCAUGCGUGGAAGAGGGAGGGGCUCGGACCGAUUUCACAAAUCACGUAGAGAUAGGGAUUCUGGGCGUGAUUUUGAAAGCUAUGGAGGUGUAGCUGAUUAUCGCUUUAGACAUAAACGUACAGCUGCUGUUGGGGAAUAUGAAAAUGAACGUAAUGCCUAUGAUAGUAGACUAGAUGGUGCUGCCUUUGGUAGUAAUAGGAGGAGGAAGCCAUUAAAUGAUGAAUUGCCUUCAUUUCGACAUCCACCUGCACGUCGACUGUCCCCCAAUGGAAGAGAAGAUGCUGCCGCAAUGGGCAUUCAAAUGCUUCGUAGAGCUCCCAGGAAUAUCAGCCCAAGCAGAUGCACUGGUGAAGAUGGCUCUGAGUAUGUUGGUCCUUGGCAUAGUGAGAAGUUUGACAGAAACUUUCCAGCAGAUAUUAGUGAUCCUGUUUAUAGUCACCAGCAAUCUAUGUAUGAUAGACCUGAUGCUCAUUUCGUUCAGGGUAAUACAAGGUUUACCGCGAUACAGAGAAGAGAUUUCCCUCGAACUCAGUCUAAAUCUCCUGUUAGAUCCUGUACUUGGUCGUCUCCUCGGAGGAGAUUGACGGAAGGAUUGAAUGGUCAUCAAGAUUCAUCUCAGCACAGGUCUCCGGUUAUGUACAGGGAAGAUAAAAUGAGGUCUUCUCCACAAACUUCUUUUACUAAUGAAGCAAUAGCUCCUCAAAGGCGUGACUCACCAUCUUAUGCUGCUCGUCGUCUGAAUGAUAUGAGGGAUGUGGAUGCUGUACAGGAGCACAGGCAUUCCAGGUCUCUUUCUAACAGAAGAAGUCCACCUGAUCAGGUAUUUACUAGUACCAGUAGGAGAGUUGAGAUUUUAGAUCAUCGGGAGAGGGCUGAUGGUGAUGCGUACUUAGAUGUGCCGAUACACACUGGUAGGUUUCCUGAGCUUCACAGUGGUGAAAGUACUGACAAAAGAAGGAAGUAUGGCGAGAGGCAAGGAGAACAUAGGCAAAUAAGAAAUGCUGAAGAGCAAGAUGGUGGUAAUUUUAGACAGAGUAAACAACUUUGGCAUGAAGACGAAUUUGAUGUCUCCAGAUUGAAGAAAAGAAGAUUUUGACUUGAUAGCUCACUGAACCUGUACUAUUAGCAGUUGCCAUGGGAAACACUGUUUUACAGAAGAUGGGUAACAGUAACAUGCUCUUGUAUUAUAGAAGAAGAGAGAUUUCUGAAAGCAUCUAGAUGAAUGAUAAUUGUAGAAGAGAAAGAACGCGACUCUAGACACAGUGGGGUAUCUCCUUAUUGAAAAACAGUUUUUGACUUAAUAGAUGAUCUAACCUUGAAUCUAUGGGGAAGUACGCAUUUAUACAUGUUUUUUGCUUCAAUCUUGUUGCUAGUAGGCUGUUCAAGGAGCGCGCUUCUUACCAUUGCUGCCUGUACUUUGUUGUUCCAGAAGGAGUAAAGAACUAGUUUAAGUUGCUCUA